AUCCAGAGCAAAAUCGAGGAUGAGCAACUUCUGGGCAUGCAAUUUCAGAAGAAGAUCAAGGAGCUGCAGGCUCGUAUUGAGGAACUGGAGGAGGAAAUUGAGGCCGAGAGAACCUCUCGUGCUAAAGCAGAGAAGCAUCGGGCUGACCUGUCCAGGGAGCUUGAGGAGAUCAGCGAGCGCCUGGAAGAAGCAGGAGGGGCCACGACGGCUCAGAUUGAGAUGAACAAGAAGCGUGAGGCAGAGUUCCAGAAGAUGCGCCGUGACCUCGAAGAGGCCACGCUGCAGCACGAGGCCACGGCUGCCGCCCUGCGCAAGAAGCACGCGGACAGCACCGCUGAGCUCGGGGAGCAGAUCGACAACCUGCAACGCGUCAAGCAGAAACUGGAGAAAGAGAAGAGUGAGAUGAAGAUGGAGAUUGAUGACCUGGCCAGUAACAUGGAGUCUGUCUCCAAAGCCAAGGCAAACCUGGAGAAGAUGUGCCGUACUCUCGAAGAUCAGCUGAGUGAGUACAAAUCAAAGGAGGAGCAGAAUCAGCGCAUGAUCAGCGAUCUCAGUGCUCAAAAAGCUCGUCUGCAGACAGAGUCAGGUGAAUAUGGACGCCAGGUGGAGGAAAAAGAUACUUUAAUUUCUCAGCUGUCUAGAGGGAAACAAGCCUUCACCCAGCAGAUUGAAGAACUGAAGCGACAACUAGAAGAAGAGAUUAAGGCCAAGAACGCCCUGGCCCACGCCUUGCAGUCUGCUCGCCACGACUGCGACCUGCUCCGGGAGCAAUAUGAGGAGGAGCAGGAAGCCAAGGGGGAGCUGCAGCGAGCCCUGUCCAAGGCCAACAGCGAAGUGGCUCAGUGGAGAACCAAAUACGAGACGGACGCGAUUCAGCGCACGGAGGAGCUGGAGGAGGCCAAGUACGUGGGGAAU
Acanthisitta chloris (rifleman) is the source of this 915-nucleotide messenger RNA. Its product is annotated as myosin heavy chain, skeletal muscle, adult-like. Gene Ontology annotation, cellular component: myosin complex. The annotation marks the transcript as partial. The record is from RefSeq and is a predicted model, not a curated record. Lineage: Eukaryota; Metazoa; Chordata; Aves; Passeriformes; Acanthisittidae. The transcript is spliced from 5 exons.